Molecule: messenger RNA, 1683 nt
Organism: Sesamum indicum (sesame)
Lineage: Eukaryota; Viridiplantae; Streptophyta; Magnoliopsida; Lamiales; Pedaliaceae
Product: Nucleic acid-binding proteins superfamily
Molecular function (GO): nucleic acid binding
Source: RefSeq, a predicted model, not a curated record
AUGACACAUGGAUGAUCCAGAACUACUUGCACCAUCGUGUUUGUGUUAUCAUCACACGCCACCCAAACAAACCGAAGCCACAAACACAAUGAAGAAAGAAUAACGAUUCCCAGUCCUAUAAUCCCUUCUCCUAACUGACUCUAAUCGCCACUCUCCACACACAACACACAGUCACCAUUCUUGGAAAUGCCAGUUUCAGCAGCAGCCUCAGUUUCCGGAGGCAUUGCUUUGCUCUCCCACUUCUUGUGCACUGAUAACGCUUCCCAUAAUGUCCUCAUCUCAAACACUCCAAUCCCAUUGAAUUUCCACUUUAGCCUUUCUCAGAGUUGUUCGACCAGGCGGCCAACUUUUUUGAGCGCCCCAAGAGUGUCGGUUUCAAGUGGCAGCAGCACGAGUACUGAUGAUGGGGUCGAUCAGUCUUUCUUUUCUGAUGAUGUUAGACAAGCCCGGAGGUCUGCGGACUGGAAAGCAGCAAGGGCAUAUCAUGAGAAGGGACUCAUCUAUGAAGGAAGAAUUGAAGGAUACAAUGGUGGUGGCUUGCUGAUAACAUUUUAUUCUCUCCUUGGUUUUCUUCCCUACCCACAGCUGAGCCCCUCUCAUUCAUGUAAAGAACCUCGCAAGACCAUCCAAGAGAUAGCAAGAACUUUGGUAGGUUCUACAAUUUCUAUGAAGGUGAUCCAAGCUGAUGAGGAGAACAGGAAGCUGAUUUUCUCAGAAAAAGAAGCCAUCUGGUCAAAGUAUUCUCCUCAACUAAGUGUUGGGAACAUUUUUGAAGCUAGGGUAGGAUCUGUUGAGGAUUAUGGUGCCUUUGUUCACCUACGCUUUCCAGAUGGUCUUUAUCAUCUGACGGGAUUAGUUCACGUGUCAGAAGUGUCAUGGGAUCUAGUGCAAGAUGUGAGAGACAUUCUAGUGGAGGGUGAUGAAGUGAGAGUCAAAGUUGUCAGUAUAGAUAGGGAAAAGUCAAGGAUCACACUGUCAAUAAAACAACUGGAGGAAGAUCCUCUUUUGGAAACUUUGGACAAAGUUAUUCCUCAGGACAUGCCGCUAGAUUCUGAUGCCUUGAAUGCAAGUGAUCAUUUUGAUAUAGAACCGCUUCCGGGGCUUGACACAAUUGUUGAGGAGCUAUUGAAGGAAGAUGGCAUAGAUAAUGUGAAAAUCAGUCGGCAAGGAUUCGAGAAACGUGUGGUUUCCCAAGAUUUGCAGCUUUGGCUUUCAAAUGCACCACCUACCGGCGAUCAAUACACUCUCCUUGCACGAGCUGGACGACAGGUUCAAGAAAUACAACUGACAACAUCACUUGAUCAAGAAGGAAUCAAAAGGGCAUUGCAACGAGUUUUAGAACGCGUUCCAUGAAUCUUCGUCCCAAGCUAUAUAAAUGUUGCAGUUCCCACGUCGAACUAAAAGAGUAGAAAAUUUUCUGAUUCGCGGUUACAGAUUUACGACGCCAUGCAGCAGCUAUUGUACAGCUUCAACUUGGGGAAAGCUUCACCACUUAACUCCUGUACAUAGUUUCGGCAAUAUCACGUUAGAUUUCAAGAAUAACGUAAUUUCCUUCCAUGCAUUCUGUGAUAACACUUAUUCUUCCAGUAAGUCUCUGUUUACUUUGGUAUUUUCUAGCUAACAAAUUGUUUGCUAUGAAAUUCUACAUGUGUUUAAGAAGCAAUAAACGCCUUUUUUUUUGUU